CGCAGCCCGUGCGGUGUCUGCGGCGGAGCCGCCCAGGUGCCCAAGAGGAUGGUGGCGGGGCCCUAAGCCGAGGCUCCCUAGGCUCCGAACCAUGACCUGCUGGCUGUGCGUCCUGAGCCUGCAGCUCCUGCUCCUGCCUGCAGCCCCGCCCCCGGCGGGGGGCUGCCCAGCUCGCUGCGAGUGCACAGCGCAGACGCGCACGGUGGCCUGUCCCAGGCGCCGGCUGACCGCUGUACCUGACGGCAUACCGGCCGAGACGCGUCUACUGGAACUCAGCCGCAACCGCAUCCGCUGCCUGAACCCAGGCGACCUGGCCGCCCUGCCACUACUGGAGGAGCUGGACCUGAGUGAAAACGUGAUCACUCACGUUGAGCCCGGGGCCUUCGCCAACCUGCCGCGCCUGCGCGUCCUGCGCCUGCGCGGCAACCUGCUCAAGCUCAUCCCGCCCGGGGUCUUCACGCGCCUGGACAACCUCACGCUGCUGGACCUGAGCGAGAACAAGCUGGUCAUCCUCCUGGACUACACAUUUCAGGACCUGCGCAGCCUCCGCUGGCUGGAGGUAGGCGACAAUGACCUGGUGUUCAUCUCGCGCCGGGCCUUCGCCGGGCUCCUGGCGCUGGAGGAGCUGACCUUGGAGCGUUGCAACCUCACAGCACUGUCGGGCGAGUCGCUGGGCCACCUACCGGGCCUGGGCGCCCUGCGGCUGCGCCACCUGGCCAUCGCUGCUCUGGAGGACCAGAACUUCCGUAGGCUGCCGGGCCUGUUGCACCUGGAGAUUGACAACUGGCCGCUGCUGGAGGAGGUGGCCCCGGGCAGUCUGCAGGGCCUCAACCUGACCUCGCUGUCGGUCACCCACACCAAUAUCACCGCAGUGCCAGCCGCCGCGCUGCGCCACCAGGCCCACCUCACCUGCCUCAACCUGUCGCACAACCCCAUCAGCACAGUGCCACGCGGCUCCUUCCGAGACCUGAUCCGCCUGCGUGAGCUGCACCUAGCCGGGGCCCUGUUGGCUGUGGUCGAGCCACAGGCUUUCCUGGGGCUACGUCAGAUCCGUCUGCUCAACCUCUCCAACAACCUGCUGUCCACGUUGGAGGAGAGCACCUUCCACUCAGUAAACACGCUGGAGACCCUACGUGUGGACGGGAACCCACUGGCCUGCGACUGUCGCCUGCUGUGGAUCGUGCAGCGCCGCAAGACCCUCAACUUCGACGGGCGGCUGCCGGUCUGUGCCACUCCCGCCGAGGUUCGCGGGGACGCGCUGCGCAACCUGCCGGACUCGGCGCUCUUCGAGUACUUCGUGUGCCGCAAGCCCAAGAUUCGAGAGCGGAGGUUGCAGCAGAUCACAGCCAUCGCGGGUGAGGACGUGCGUUUCCAGUGCCGUGCAGAGGGCGAGCCGGCUCCCACCGUGGCUUGGGUGACACCCCAGCACCGUGCGGUUACCAUCACCAGCACUGGCCGGGCGCGCGUACUUUCGGGGGGGACGCUGGAGAUCCGGGAUUCUAGGCCGCAAGACAGCGGCACCUACACGUGCGUGGCCAGCAAUGCCGGCGGCAAUGAUACCUACUUCGCCACACUGACAGUGCAGCCCGAGCCGGCCACCAACCGGACCCUGGGUGAGGGCCGCAACGAAACACUGGCGGCCGCGCGCUUCCCACUGGACCUCACCACCAUCCUGGUGUCCACAGCCAUGGGCUGCAUCACCUUCCUGGGCGUCGUCCUCUUCUGCUUCUUGCUGCUCUUCGUGUGGAGCCGGGGCCGUGGGCAGCACAAGAACAACUUCUCUGUAGAAUAUUCCUUCCGCAAGGUGGACGGUCCGGCCGCGGGUGCUGGCCAGGGAAGCGGCCGCAAGUUCAACAUGAAGAUGAUUUGA
This is a messenger RNA of Molossus molossus (Pallas's mastiff bat), 1870 nucleotides long. RefSeq names its product leucine rich repeat and Ig domain containing 3 (gene LINGO3). Gene Ontology annotation, molecular function: protein binding. Gene Ontology annotation, cellular component: extracellular region. NCBI's taxonomy places the organism in Eukaryota, Metazoa, Chordata, Mammalia, Chiroptera, Molossidae. The transcript is spliced from 2 exons. The record is from RefSeq and is a predicted model, not a curated record. The coding region runs from base 92 to 1870 and encodes 592 amino acids.